Molecule: messenger RNA, 2882 nt
Organism: Phialemonium atrogriseum
Lineage: Eukaryota; Fungi; Ascomycota; Sordariomycetes; Cephalothecales; Cephalothecaceae
Product: phosphatidylinositol 3 and 4-kinase-domain-containing protein
Exons: 3
Coding region: 187-2676 (829 amino acids)
Biological process (GO): endosome organization; Golgi organization; phosphatidylinositol phosphate biosynthetic process
Cellular component (GO): plasma membrane; lysosomal membrane; fungal-type vacuole membrane
Molecular function (GO): 1-phosphatidylinositol 4-kinase activity
Source: RefSeq, a predicted model, not a curated record
AUUAUUAUCUUCUUUGCCUCUUUUUGUUCCAUCUCCCUGGCCAUCCUCACCCCCUGUCUGUUCUGCCUCUCAUCAACGCCUUCCCCUGAAUUAAAUCAUGACAUAAUCCGAAGGCCCGGUGCUACCUCCCUGCUCCCUUGUGUUGAUAGACAUCCUCAAGGCAGCCAGAAGUGAACAGCCCAACCGAUGGCGCGCAGCCGUCCCGCCACAACGGGCUACGAGCGUCUCGCCCAAGCCGAACAAUUCAGUGACGACUCGGACGACGAUUUGCUCGCAUACAGCACCACCUCCCUACAACCGGCCUCGGUCUCGGCCGCGCAGCAUGCCUCGACCUCCCAGCCGCGCCCGCAUUCGGGCAUGACGAGCCCCAAGGCCGCCUCCGCCGCCCUCCGGUCCAACCACAGGAACCGGCGGCGCGUGCGCAGCAACUCUGGCGUCGACCUGAAGGCCAUCAACGCCCGCCUCGAGCGGUGGGCCGACGAGAUCGCCAGCAAAUUCAAGCGCGGGAAGGGCAAGAAAACCGGGGAGGAGGAACAGCUCGAGAUCCACCACUCGGUAUUCCAGGCGCCCGAGGGAGUCCGGCCUGCCACUGCUGAGACGCUUGCUACGCCGGAGCCGGGUUACAUGACCAAGGCCGAGUUCGAAGUCAUCGUGGACAGUGUCAGGAUAGCAAUCGAGCAGGGCGUACAUCCUAGGAUGAUUUCUCAGGGCAGCUCAGGGAGCUACUUUGCGAGGAGUCCGGAAGGCAAGGUUGUUGGAGUAUUCAAGCCCAAGGACGAAGAGCCGUAUGCGGCGGGCAAUCCGAAGUGGAACAAGUGGAUUCACAGGAAUCUAUUUCCCUGCUGCUUUGGCCGAGCUUGCCUGAUUCCGAACCUUUCAUACGUGAGCGAGGCCGCAGCUUACGUCCUCGAUGCCCAACUACGUACGCACAUGGUCCCCUACACGGACAUCGUGAACCUCUCCUCGAAAUCUUUCCACUACCCCUUCUGGGACCGCUAUAACUACUCGAGGAAUAAGAAGCCCCUACCCGCAAAGCCCGGCAGUUUCCAAGUGUUCCUAAAGGGCUUCAAGGACGCCAACCUUUUUUUGCGGGAACAUCCCUGGCCAGACCAGUACCUGUCAGGUUUUCGAACGAACGACCCACACCGGAAACGAAAGAGGAGGUGGGCAGAUAACUGCAGACCAACUAGGGCGCGAGCAGACGACGACGGAGACAGCGACGACUGUCAAGACAGCCCCCAAUCACAGACGCCCGGGCCGGGCAACUUCCUGUGGACAGAAUCACUAAAACAAUCGUUCCGGGAGGAGUUGGAGAAGUUGGUCAUCCUGGACUACAUCAUGCGGAAUACAGACCGAGGGUUGGACAAUUGGAUGAUCAAGGUUGACUGGCAGACCCAGGAGGUAUCCAUUGCAUCCGAGCCGAUGUACUUGAACGUGGACGAGCCGAACGUUGAGCUAGGCCCACGACCCGUCGACUUGUCGCAGAGGUCGUCACCCACCCCCCGCGCUUCCUAUCCCUAUAGGACGCAGAAGCCGAUGGACGCAUCAACACCCGUGCCAAGCACUCCGGACCCGAAGAUCACAAUUGGGGCUAUCGACAACUCCCUGUCUUGGCCCUGGAAGCAUCCGGAUGCCUGGAGAAGCUUUCCCUUCGGCUGGCUUUUCCUCCCCGUCGACUUGAUCGGCCGGCCCUUCUCCCAGAAGACCCGUGACCACUUCCUCCCACUCCUGACGUCCACCCAGUGGUGGAGCCAGACCCAGAUGGCGCUCCGCAGAGUAUUCCAGGUCGAUCCGGACUUCCAAGAGCGCAUGUUCGCCCGCCAGAUGGCCGUCAUGAAGGGCCAGGCAUGGAACGUCGUCGAGACGCUCAAGACGCCAGACCAUGGACCCCUCGAGCUCACAAGGCGGGCCAAGGUCUGCGUGUGGGACGACCUGGUCGACGUGCCGGUCGCCGUGCCCAUGAGGGUCACCAGCGCCGAGAUACGCCGCCGCACCGAGUUGGCCUUUGCCAGGAGCGGCGCCAUCGACGAGGAGAUGGACAUCGGCGCCUCCAACGCGUCCACCAGCGCGCCCGUCGCGGACCUCCUUGGCCUGGCCAGCCCGCCCGCCGAGCUCCCGCACCCUGGCCGCUUCGAGCUCUCCGACUCGGGCUCCAUAACAGUAGCAGCAGCAGCAGCAGCAGGCGUGGCUGGAGACGAAGUCGCGGCCGCGCAGUCGCCAGAGUCGUCGAUACAGAACUCGAUGAUGCUGAACGGGUCACCCCACGGCGGCGCAGGCGGAGGCAGCAGCGGCAACAGCAACAGCAGCGGCAGCAAGAAGGUCACCCGGCAGGCGCUCCCGCGCGCCAGCCUCAGCUACGGGGCCCCGCCGCGCAGCCUGAACAUGUACGCGCCGGAGCGGACGCGCGAGCACCAGCGGCGGUUCUCGUUCGCGACGGCGACGGCGCGGCGGAGCAGCAACAGCAUCGCGCAGCAGCUCUACGGGCCGGGUGGCGGCGGCACAGCGGGGGGCGGCCGGCGGUACAGCCACGACUUUGGCGACCACGAUGACGACGACGAGCUCGAGGGGGACCUCGGCUACGCCGCCGCGGAGGGCAUGGAGGGCAACCGGCGCAAAGUCAUCGUCGAGAGGCUGGAGGCGGUCAAGAGCAAGAACCCUGUGUUUACGUGGUGCUGAGACGACGAUCUCCUUCCCAAACUGUACUUUUAGCUCUUAGAUUUCCCCUAUUUCCUCCCCCUAUUCUUUUUUUUCUUUUUCUUUUCUUAUUUUGUCUUCAGGUUGCAACUACAGGGCUGAUAUACGCGCAGGGGGGCGCCUGCGUUGUAUGUUUGCGUCGCGUAUGGGUGCGCGUGAGUGGUGUGUGGGAUUGGGGAAAGGGGCAG